This is a messenger RNA of Cimex lectularius (bed bug), 3113 nucleotides long. RefSeq lists its product as uncharacterized. The record is from RefSeq and is a predicted model, not a curated record. Lineage: Eukaryota; Metazoa; Arthropoda; Insecta; Hemiptera; Cimicidae. Bases 109 to 2259 code for a protein of 716 amino acids. The transcript has 20 exons.
GAUAUUAACAGUUCCUAAAACCCCAGAUAGCGUACAGAAUUAUCAGGAUUAAAAUUCAUAAAAAAAUAGUACGCAGAAGAAUAUAGGGCAAAACGUCUAGUUCUGAGAAUGUUUUCAAUCUACAGCGUAUUACUUGUGCAAAUAUGCACUUGCCUCAUAACAACAAGUUCCGAAAGCACUAGUGCUAUUUAUCACAACACAGACGCACACGAUUUUUUGAGGGCAGCAUGGCGUCUAUAUGAUAAGGACUUUCUAUACGAUGAAAAUGUUGACACAAGCCCUUCUGAAAUGAAGGGUUGGUGGCUUGAUGGGAUUAGGCAUGAAAAUGAGGAUGAGGUGCCACUACAUAAAGAGAAAAAUGAAGACUUCGAAGAAAACCCUAUCACAUUAAGGGAUUUAAUUGGUGGUUCUAGACAUGAAAAUGAGGAUGAGGUGCCACUACAAGAAAAGGAAAAUGAAGAUUUUAAAGGAAGCCCUAUCUCAUUGAGGAAUUGGAUUGGUGGUUCUAGGCAUGCAAAUGUGGAUGAGGUGCCACUACAAGAAAAGGAAAAUGAAGAUAUUGAACAAAGGCCUAUCACAUUCAGGGAUUUAAUUGACGGUUCUAUGCAUGAAAAUGAAGAUGAGGUGCCAUUUCAUGAAAAGGAAAAUGAAUAUUUCAAAGAAAACCCUAUCACAUUGAGGGAUUUGAUUGGUGGUCCUAAGCAUGAAAAUGAGGAUGAAGUGCCACUACGCAAAGAGAAAAAUGAUUUUAAAGAAAGCACUAUCACAUUCAGUGAUUUAUUUGGUAGCACUUGGCAUGAAAAUGAGGAUGAGGUGCCUAUACACAAAGAGAAAAAUGAAGAUUUUAAAGAAAGCCCCAUUCCAUUCAGUGAUUUAUUUGGUGGUACUUGGCAUGAAAAUGAGGAUGAUAUGCCACUACAUAAAGUCGAAAAAGAAGAUUUUAAAGACAUCCAUACCAAAUUGAGUGAUUUACUUGGUGUUACUUGGCAUGAAAAUGCGCAUGAGGUGCCACCACAAAAAGAGGAAAAUGAAGAUUUUGAAAAAGAAUUAAUCGCUAUAAUGGAUUUGUUGGGUAAAACUUGGCAUGCAGUUGAGGAACCUAAAACAAGAAAGGACUCGAAGGAAGAAUUUCCAGACAUAAAUUUUGGUGAUUUGUAUGGUGAAACUACACAUGAUGAUAAUGAAACAAUAAAUAGAAAAAGGGAAGAAAAUUUUGAAGAUAUUGCCAAAUUAUGCAGUUUAUUUUUAGAUGAAAUUAUUGCUGAAAUUGCGGAAUUAGAGCAAAUUUUUGAAGAAAGUAGUAAUAUUGAUAUUUGGAAUGCUAAACCUUCAUUUGACAACACAGAUCAUUUUUCUAGUGAGGAUGGUGGAAUUUUGAUAUUGAUUCCCGGAACAAUGCAUGAAACAUCAUUGGAAAGCACAACUGAAUCGUCUGCAGAGGAUGUAGAAAUAGAAAAACAUUCUACAGAAGAAAAAGAAAACCCUAAAGAACCUGAAAUAGUUGAAACUUCACUGGAAAGCACAACUGAAUAUUCUACAGAGUAUGAAGACAAAGAAAACCAUCCUAAAGGAGAAAACGAAUACACAGAGGAACCCGAAAUAGUUGAAACAUCAUUGGAAAGCACAACUGAAUAUUCUACAGAGUAUGAAGGCAAAGAAAACCAUCCUAAAGGAGAAACCGAAUACACAGAGGAACCCGAAAUAGUUGAAUCAUCAUUUGAAAGCACAACUGAACCUUCUACUGAGUAUGUAGACAUAGAAAUGCGUCCUAAAGAAGAAAAAGAAUACCCGGAAAUAGUCGAGAGUCAGGAAACAUACUACCCUGAAUUUCAUAAUUACAUCCCAAAUUAUGGGGGGAUCGAUAGAUACUCAUACAAAACAAAAGGCGAUGGAAAUUAUUUAUCUGAAUCCCAGGUCCAUAUAUAUCCCGAAUAUAUUAAUUUGAUCCCUGGUGGCUACAAAUUGGAAGAGAAAAAGCUGGAUAAAGUAAAGAGAGAGGCACCAAUCACGAAUGACCAAGAUGGUUUUCUCGCCGACCAACCAAUAGCAGUGGAGGAGCACAUAGAAAAAAAGAAGACCGGCAAUGUAGAAUUUGGAAGAGGCAAUUCUGACAGAUCUCAAUUGAUCGGAAAAUUCCUGACAGAACUGGAUAAAGAAACAGGCGGAGGACAGACAAAAUACAACGUAGGACCUUCAUUUUCUCAUCCUGUUACUACAACUGAAAAAUCAUUUUGGAAAAAGCUAUUCGAUCUCCUUUAAAGCUAACAUUUGCAAAAGCUAAACUGUAAAUUUUAAAUUUAUUUUUAAGUGAUACUCACCUCAGGUAAAUUUCUAAAAUAGGAAAUAAACAAUUUCUGUUGACAAAGAUCUGAAACAAAAAUUAUAAGUCAAAUAAUUAUCUGUCUCCUUAAAAUAAUAAAUAAAAUUUAAAAUGUGCAUUACAAAUCAUCCAUUUCUUUCAAUAAGGAUUUUAUUUUCUUAGUAAUUAAAAUGAUCUGUUCAAUCAAACCUAGUAAUAAUAAUGUGUACAAAUACAUUAAAAACAAACAUACUAAAACAUAAAAUAAUACUUGUAAUACUAUAUGUAAUACAUAUUUUUAGAUAUUUAUCGGUAAUAAUAUAUAACAAUAUUUUCAUUAUUUAGAAUUUUUUUGAUGAUUUCAAUUUGUUUCCCAAUUGUUCUCGUUUUGCUUUUGAUUAUUGGUGUAAAUUUGUUGUUAAUAGAAACAAAGGAUGUUUUUGUCUAUUUCAUUCUUUAUAGUGUGAAUGUGAUCAUAACUUACCAUGACAUUACAUUUUAUUUAAAUAUUAAAAAAAUGUUAACCAAACCAAAACUGUCCAUAAAAAUGAAUGUACAUGUCUUGAAUAGAACUUUCUGAUCAAAUAUGCUUCUCUCUCUUUUUCUUUUUUUUUUUUCAAAAUAACAAUUUAAAGUAUUUCAUCCAUAAACUUUUGAAUCAAACUACUGAAUUGAAUCUUUAUCUUUCUUCUUAUUUUAAAUUUAUAUUUCUUCUGUUCAUAUGUAUUUCAUUUUUCCUUUUUUUUUUAGUGAUAUACUUUCAUAUUAUAUGGUUUUUGUAAUUACUCAUCAAUAAAAAUUUUGAAAAUAUUUA